UGAUUAGUUAGAGGAGGAGGCGAGGGGCGCUAAUGCGGGAUUAAGAAAUAGCGGUCCAGAGCAGAAGAGGCAGCCGAGCCGCUGCUGCAGCGCCUCAACGCUCUCUCUCGCCCGCCCUCUGUCUUCCGCUGCGCCUUCUUCUCGGCGCCUCUUUCUGUCGAGAGGAGCGGCAGCUGCAGCUCUCGAGAGAGGGGAGCAGGACGAGAGCGAGGGCGAAUCCGCCGAGAGUCGAUCGGGAUUGGGUAGAAGGAGGAGAAGGAGGAGAAGAGGAGGAGGAGGAGCAGCGAUGGAGGCGUACGAGAUGGUGGAUAGUUUUGUGUCGAAGACGGUUUUCGAAACGCUGCAGAGACUGAGGGGCGGAGUCGUGUUGACGGAAUCUGCGAUCACCAAAGGUUUGCCAUGCGUCGAUAGCCCGACGCCGAUCGUUCUUGGGUUGUCGUCCUACUUGACAUUCGUGUUUCUCGGGCUCAUUGUCAUCAAGAGCCUGGAUCUUAAGCCCCGCUCCAAGGAGCCCGCCAUUUUGAACCUGUUUGUGAUCUUCCACAACUUCGUCUGCUUCGCACUCAGUCUGUACAUGUGCGUGGGAAUUGUCCGUCAAGCUAUCCUCAACAGGUACUCUCUGUGGGGCAAUGCGUACAAUCCCAAAGAAGUUCAAAUGGGCCACCUGCUCUACAUUUUCUACAUGUCAAAGUACAUCGAGUUUAUGGACACGGUCAUUAUGAUUUUGAAGCGCAACACGCGCCAGAUCACUGUGUUGCAUGUGUACCACCACGCAUCCAUCUCCUUCAUCUGGUGGAUCAUCGCCUACCAUGCUCCUGGCGGUGAAGCUUAUUUCUCUGCCGCAUUGAACUCCGGAGUACAUGUGCUCAUGUACCUCUACUACCUUUUGGCAGCAACUCUGGGAAAGAACGAGAAAGCUCGCCGCAAGUACCUAUGGUGGGGAAAAUACUUGACACAGCUGCAGAUGUUCCAGUUUGUCCUUAACAUGAUUCAGGCUUACUACGAUAUUAAGAACAACUCGCCUUACCCACAAUUUUUGAUCCAGAUUUUGUUCUACUACAUGAUCUCGCUUUUAGCGCUAUUUGGAAACUUUUACGUUCACAAAUACGUAUCAGCGCCCGCAAAACCUGCGAAGAUCAAGAGCAAAAAGGCAGAAUAAGACACCACCCUAGUGACAAGAAGAUUUUACACUAAACUGUAGUUUUAGCACCCAUCGUUGACACGAAUACAUUCUGGUUCUGCCUGUCUUGGAAGAGUCGAAGCAUUCAGGAGCUCUCCCGUUCCAUCGAUCAAACUCGGAACGAAGUGCACCUUUUAGCUGCGAUGAGAGUCUUUACUUCCUGAGCCGUCGUUCUUGAUGUGGUCUGUAGCUCAGCCAUACGUGUAGCAUAGCUGGAACAUCUGGCUUUUCAGGAAAGUCGGCAAGGCAAGAAUUCGACCCUUGAACUAGACAAGGUUCUGCUGAUUCAGCAACCAUUAGUGAGUCACUGGUUAACAAAAUCACAGUUUUGGGCCCUUAGUUAGUGACAACCAACCCUAACACUUUGAUACACGAGUUAUCGUUCGCGAGUGGAAGUGUAAAAAUGUGCUUUCCCAAUCAUCUUGAGUUGGUUCCUUUUGAAGUAAAGGAAAAUUCUAUGAUUGUU
Messenger RNA from Marchantia polymorpha subsp. ruderalis, 1646 nucleotides. Lineage: Eukaryota; Viridiplantae; Streptophyta; Marchantiopsida; Marchantiales; Marchantiaceae. The record is from the annotation of a GenBank genome assembly.